Messenger RNA from Fusarium subglutinans, 1500 nucleotides. Its product is annotated as DML1-like protein. The transcript is spliced from 4 exons. The record is from RefSeq and is a predicted model, not a curated record. Gene Ontology annotation, cellular component: cytoplasm. NCBI's taxonomy places the organism in Eukaryota, Fungi, Ascomycota, Sordariomycetes, Hypocreales, Nectriaceae. Gene Ontology annotation, biological process: mitochondrion distribution. Bases 1 to 1500 code for a protein of 499 amino acids.
AUGCGUGAAAUCAUCAGUCUUCAGCUCGGUCAGCUGAGUAACUAUACAGCCACUCACUUCUGGAAUGCCCAGGAGUCAUACUUUACAUACUCGGCCGAUGCAAAGUCACCCAUAGAUCACAAUGUUCAUUGGCGGGCCGGUCUAGGCGCUGACGGCUCAGAAACAUUUCUCCCCAGAACAGUUAUAUACGACCUCAAAGGCGGGUUUGGCUCUUUACGCAAGAUUAAUGCACUGUAUGAAGCCGAGGCCGAGCCAGAUCCUGUAGAAUUAUGGUCAGGUCAAUCAGUCGUUCACAAACAGGCACCCAUUAAUCCAAGCGAGUACCAGCAGAGCCUCGAUGCAGGCACUGAACCGGCACAACUAACAACCUCGAAUGUGAGAUACUGGUCCGAUUUCUCACGAGUCUACUUCCAUCCACGUUCACUGGUCCAGCUCUAUGACUUUGAGCUCAACUCGACAACCAUGCCCUUUGAGCGUUUCUCAAUGGGCACAGAGCUCUUCUCGAUGCUCGACAAGGAGCACGAUCUUGUGGAUAGAGACUUCAGGCCCUUUGCAGAAGAGUGUGACAGGAUGCAGGGAAUACAGGUCUUUACCACUAUCGAUGAUGCUUGGGGUGGUUAUGCAUCCACAUAUCUCGAGUCCUUGAGGGAUGAGUUCCCAAAGACAACCAUAUGGAUCUGGGGUCUUCAGAGCCCCUUGCUUGAUAUUCCCAGAUCAAAGCGCCAACUACGCCUUGCGAACAUUGCCCACAGCAUCGAACGGCUCUGCACGCAGGCCACGACAGUUGUUCCUAUGGCUUUACCCGAAGAGGACCUUUCAGCUGGCAUAUCGUUGGAUCGUCGCUCACCCUGGCACACGUCUGCUGUCAUGGCUGCAGCUAUCGAAACAGCCACCUUGCCCACACGUCUGGUACAAGGCUCUUCGGAGCAGCCAAGUUCUCUAGACGACCUAGCCGAGAGUCUGAACGUCAAUGGCAAUCAGCCCCUGGCCAGCAUCAACAUGUCAUUGGCAUCUGAGAAAGACUCAUCGGAAGACAGCCGCAUCAAUGUCGACUUCUUCCAAAUAGGACGCACUUGGAGUCGACAUCGUAUUGCUAGGUCGGAUGCCCAUAAGCAUGUCUUCGGUGAACUCCGAUCUUAUCGAGACUUGGACCCCCUUGGAAACGUUGAUAAAGACGCUCCUGGACAUCUUGCUCCAGGUGAACGCCCCAUAAUAGGCAAUUCUGUUGUGCGCAGAUAUGAUUCAUCCCUCAGAUUCCCGUUACUGGACGCCUACCCUCAGAUCUAUCCUCAUCUCAGUAGCCAUCCUGAUGCCAGCAUGCAAACCACACUCUCCACAAACAGCUCACUGGUGCAACGGAUCAGAAAUUUGCGGUCAGACUCUGCUCGACUUGUGCCAGUCAACGAAAGAGAGGAUCUUGGUAACGGAUUGGCAGAACUGGCGGAUGCCUACCAAGAAGGCUGGCUCAGUGGCAGCGACGAUGAUGACGACGACCUAUGA